This is a messenger RNA of Lutra lutra (Eurasian river otter), 3666 nucleotides long. It is a transcript of the gene HHIPL2, whose product is annotated as HHIP like 2. The record is from RefSeq and is a predicted model, not a curated record. The coding region runs from base 1021 to 3288 and encodes 755 amino acids. Lineage: Eukaryota; Metazoa; Chordata; Mammalia; Carnivora; Mustelidae. The transcript has 9 exons.
CACAACCCUGAGAUCACGACCUGAACCAAAAUCAGGAGCGGCUGCUUAAGCGACUGAGCCACCCAGGUGCCCCUCAUUUAAGAAAUAUUGAGCCAAGCCUUGUUAUGUGCAAGGAACAGGUAUAAAGUGAAACACAUUCUUAAAUGCUAAUGUUGAAACAUAUCCUAAGUGCAGAGGUGUGCCCCGAGAGUGAGCAUAGAGCUGGCACAAAUAAAGACGCAGAUGUUCUGUGAUUGCUGGGGACGCUGUCCAGUAGCCCCCAUUGCUGACUCCUUGUUUCCCCCGGGCCACGCUCCCUUUCUUCUUGCUCCUGCUGUGGAUGUAGGAUUUAUGGCAUGUCCUCUCUUCCUACCACUGCAAGGAUGGCCCUCUCCAGAUCACAGGGACCGCAUGGCUCCCCGUCCCUCCUCCUACCGGCUCCCCCUGCCUCCCCCUACUGCCCCUCCCCGUUCUCAGAUCCCUGCCGGAGUCCCGGUGGUGCCAUUCAGCACUACUGGAAGGUUUGCAUCUUUCCCUUGCACACUCCGACCCCUGGGACUACGUAAUCUGUAAUCCGAUGUGUUCUCUCCGGGAGACUCCCAGCAGCUCAGGCUUGUGAAGAAACUAUAAACAAAAUGUGAAUUUCCUGCCCCUCCCCCGCCCCCACCCCGAGGAAUUCUUAGCAGUUUUCUUGAAUCCCAGCAGACCUGCCCUUGACACCACUGAACCUUUUCCUAAGAAGCCAUGCACCCCAAUCACUCAGCAGUAAGGGUCAGAACUUGCACCAGCUUCAUGUUUAGGUGGGAUUGGAGGGGACGGGGACACCUCUCACUGUUUUCAUAGGAGGCACUUGGCUAUGCACACCGCAGAAGGGGCACUGCUCACAAACCACCUCAGGGAACUCCUUGGGGGCGGGAUAAAAGGAAGGAAGAAAACACCCUGGGGGUAGAGAGUGCAGGGUGGGGGGGAGGGAGGGAACUACAGCACAGCAGGGGAGCCAGCCUGAGCCGACGCGGCAGCCGGAGUCUUCCAGAGCCCAAAAUGCUAAGGACAUCCACUCCUGGGGGUGCUCUGAGGAGCUGGGCCCUCAGACUCCCUACUUCUUCGGGCAUUUGCCACCUCUGCCUCACAUUCUGGUUGGGCCAGGUGGGCUUGCUGCAGGGACAUCCCCAGUGCCUGGAUUAUGGGCCCCCCUUCCAGCCCCCGGUGCACCUCGAGUUUUGCUCAGACUACGAGUCUUUCGGCUGCUGUGACCAGCAUAAGGACCGCCGCCUCGCUGCUCGGUACAGGGACAUCAUGGAUUACUUUGACCUCCGGGGCCAUGAGCUGUGUGGGGGCUACAUUAAGGACAUCCUCUGCCAGGAGUGCUCGCCCUAUGCCGCUCAUCUCUACGAUGCUGAGAACCCUCGGACGCCCCUCCGGAACCUUCCUGGCCUCUGCUCUGACUACUGCUCCGCAUUCCAUUCCAGCUGUCACUCUGCCAUCUCCCUACUGACCAAUGACCGUCACCUGCAGGGCUCACAUGAAAAGGAUGGUGCCCAUUUCUGCCACCUCCUCAACCUUCCUGACGAGGACUAUUGCUUCCCUAAUGUCCUGAGGAAUGACCAUCUCAACCGCAACCUGGGUGUGGUGGCCGAGGACCAGCAGGGCUGCCUGCAGCUCUGCCUGACCGAGAUGGCCAAUGGGCUGAAGAACCCGGUCUCCAUGGUCCACGCUGGGGACGGCACCCAUCGCUUCUUUGUGGCCGAGCAGGUGGGCGUGGUAUGGGUCUACCUGCCUGAUGGGAGCCGCCUGGAGCAGCCCUUCUUGGACCUCAAGAAGAUCGUGUUGACUACUCCCUGGGUAGGGGAUGAGAGAGGCUUCUUAGGAUUGGCUUUUCAUCCCAGAUUCCGCCGCAACCGGAAGUUCUAUAUUUAUUAUUCAUGUCUGGGCAAGAAGAAGGUAGAAAAGAUCCGGAUUAGUGAGAUGAAGGUUUCUCGGGCUGAUCCCAACAAAGCUGACCCCAGAUCAGAAAGAGUCAUCUUGGAGAUAGAAGAACCAGCCUCAAAUCAUAAUGGCGGACAACUUCUUUUUGGUGUGGAUGGCUACAUGUACAUUUUCACUGGGGAUGGAGGACAGGCUGGGGAUCCCUUUGGCAAGUUUGGAAAUGCUCAGAACAAAAGUUCCCUGCUGGGGAAGGUGUUACGGAUCGACGUGAACAGGGCAGGCUCAGACAGCAGGCCUUACCGAGUGCCCCCGGACAAUCCGUUCGUGGCCGAGCCAGGGGCCCACCCCGCCGUGUAUGCCUAUGGGGUCAGAAACAUGUGGCGCUGUGCCGUGGACCGAGGGGACCCCGUCACGCGCCGGGGCCGAGGCCGGAUGUUCUGUGGGGACGUGGGACAAAAUAGGUUUGAAGAAGUUGACAUCAUUGUGAAAGGCGGGAACUACGGCUGGAGGGCCAAGGAAGGGUUUGAGUGUUACGACAGGAAGCUUUGUCACAAUGCCUCUUUGGGUGACAUUCUGCCAAUCUAUGCUUAUGGUCAUGCAGUGGGCAAGUCAGUCACUGGAGGAUACGUCUACCGUGGGUGUGAAUCCCCAAAUCUCAGUGGCCUCUACAUCUUUGGGGACUUCAUGAGUGGUCGACUUAUGGCUUUGCAGGAAGAUAGGAAAACCAAGAAAUGGAAGAAACGGGAUAUUUGCCUUGGCAACACUGCGUCCUGUGCCUUCCCAGGGCUGAUCAGCACCCACAGCAAGUUUAUCAUCUCUUUUGCUGAAGACGAAGCAGGGGAGCUCUACUUCCUGGCCACCGCCUACCCCAGCGCCUAUGCACCACACGGAUCGAUUUACAAAUUUGUUGAUCCAUCGAGGCGAGCACCCCCCGGCAAGUGCAAGUACAAGCCAGUGCCGGUGAAAACCAAGAGCAAGCGUGUCCCGUUCAGGCCGCUCGCCCAGACAGUCUUGGACUUACUAAAGGAGCAGUCGGAGAAAGCUGCUAGAAAAUUCUCCAAUGCAACUUUAGCCUCCAGUCCAGAGCAGGCCUCAUCUCAGAAAGGCCUCUCCAAGGAGUCCGCUUCUCCCACAAGCAGCAGGAAGGCGUCUCAAAGGCCUGGUACCAAGAAGAGAGCCAGAGUGUUGUCCCCAGGCCCCCAGGGCAAGAGGAAGCCAAGCCCCAAAUCCCCCAGGGGCCAGGGCCGGCCAUCAGCACAGCCGAGGCGGGCUGGCAGAAGUCUCCCUCGGCCUCUUCUGCCAAGGUGGCUGACCAGGGCACGUGCCAGGGGAGAACCACCUCGCCGCACGGAAGUGGGGCUGCUGAACGUGGGCAUUAGCUGAAUGAGAGGCAGAGCUGGAGGUGGGGCAGAUAGAAGGAACUUGACUUAGGGCCGGAGCAGUUGUCCUCUCUGCAGGAAUCUUGCUAUCUGAAUGGAUGGGUGCUCCUUCUCUGCUUCUGCGGAGGCAUCGGAUCCCACAUGGCCAGGGUGCUGGGCUAACCUCGGGCAGUGGUUAGCCUUGGACUCCCACUGCGCGUUCUCUUACUUCAUAAAUGCCUACAACUUAAGGUAAUAAAUCAAUAUUUGCUCCGUCGGCCCUGUAUCCUUUGAUCUUUUGGAUGUUCGCCUGGCAUUAAGAAAUCCGGUGUGCUUCAACAGUUUGUCUAAGAGCCCUGUUUCACUCUCUUGCCUCUUCCCAGGUCCAGGAGGAGGCCUGUAG